CAUUCUCUUCCGGGGCGGCUGUGUGCGGGUGUCAUGGCCUCCGUGUACGACGAGGUGGCGAUCCUCCAGGGCCGCCUCCAGCGCGAGAAGCAUGGGGACAAGGUUUUAAAGAUUUUGAAGAAACUGCACGCUUUGCCAGUCACGGUUGAGAUUUUGGCGGAAACGGGCGUUGGAAAAUCGGUGAACUCUCUGCGUAAAGAUCCACGCGUGGGUGACGUGGCACGAGCGCUGGUCCUGGAAUGGAAGAAGCUGGUGCCCCAGGAUGAAUGUGCGCCCCGUCCCAUCUCCCAUCGGAGUGUGGAGCAUGGCAGGAGAGACCAGCGGUAUCCCGAGUACACAGCGGAGAACGCUCCAAGUGGCAAGUAUUCCCAGGAGGGCGACGGGGACUCGGACAUGGAAGACAGAGCGCCUCCACAAAGCUUUGUGCGUCAGGAUCACGCGGCCCACAACAAUAUCGUCCACAAGCGACAUGCGAACAAGGGCGGUGCGUGCGACAUGAGGACCGUAAAGACAGUGUCCAGAGAGGGACUCCACACCACGUCAAAAUCAAACAGCUCUGAGGACUUGACAGAAAAAUCCGAGCUUCCCACGCCAUCACUGGGAAAGAGCACACAAAAGCAGAAACACACGUCUGGGGAUGGGAGAACAAAACACAAGGCAAGCAGGACUGAGCAGCAAACAGACAUUCCCAGCACCAGAGCCGAGUUCAGCAGCAGAGAUUCUCGAAAGGAAAGUAAGAUGAAGCCUGAGAGGCAAGUGGCUCCGAGACAUUCCAAGGGCUCUCUGCUGAGCGAUGAUGACUUUGACAGUCCCACCAUGCCCUUUGAGUCCUACCUCAGCUACGACCAGCCACAGAAGAAAAAGAAAAAAAGAUGUAAUGAGGAGCCGGUUGGUGAGAAACUGUGGCGCAGCAUGGCGCCGGCAGCAGAGGCAGUGGACCGAGCGAAGGGGGAUGGCAGUGCGGAGUGUGUGGAGCCAGUGCCUGAAAGGGCAUCGAGGAAACAGCCAGCAAACUCGGAAGGUCAGCGGAGACUCGAGAACCCCUCCUGUGCCUCCAGAUCCAAUAAGCACAAGUACGAGGUGGUGCCCUCGCUUCCGGACAUCACGCUGCCCCUCAUUCAACCGAACUACCGGCCCCUGCCCUCGGCAGAGCUCCUUGAGCUCUCACCACAAAAGAAGAAAGUGUUGCAGAGCUCUGUGGCUCCACUGGAGGAUGGCUUCACAGGGAAACGCCUGAACAGCAAGAUGGCUGUGUACUCGGGCACCAAGACGGCCUUCUUACCCAAGAUGAUGUCGCUGUACGAGCAAUGCCUGCGCGUGCUGCAGAACAACAUCGACUCCAUUCACGAGGUUGGCGGGGUGCCCUAUGACAUACUGGUGCCAGUGCUGCUGCGUUGCACGCCGGAGCAGCUCUACCGCAUUGAAGACUGCAACCCGAGCUUUGUGGAGGAGACGACUGAGCUGUGGGCGGGACACUGCGCGCGAGAUUUCCGCAACGAGACGAGGCAGGAGUACGAAUCGUGGCGAGAGCUGUACCUGCGCAAGUACGAAGAGCGGGAAGCACGCCUCAAGCGACUCACCCAGUCCAUCAGCAGCACCCACUCCAGCAAACCUAAAGGGCGCCAGGUCAAGUUGGCAUUUGUGAACACAACGGUGAAGCCACCGCGUGAUGUGCGCCGUAAACAGGAGCGUCACGGCACGGGGCGUCCCACGCCUUUCGGUGCUACCGAGCGCUUACGGGACAAGAAUCCUGUUGCCUUGGUUCCGUUGGGUGGGGAGGGUCAUGCAAUGGCGAGUGCAGGUGGGAACUCCGAUGGGACAUCCGUUCGACCGCGCUCGCUCAGCCCAGUCCCAGGACCCUCCUCAUCUGGGUCAUCAGCAGGCGGAGAUAAGAGACAAGUCAAAAAAGUCGCACCGAUGAUGGCAAAGACCCUGAAAGCUUUCAAGAACCGUUUUGGCAGGAGGUAGACGUGUGGCGUGGAGGGAAAAGCCGUGCGAAGCGUAGGCGCAGGACGGCGCCUGCACCUGGCAACGCUGCCGUGCUGCUUGAGCCCUGGGCCCCAGCCCUGCUCCUCGAACUGCUGCACCACUACACACAUUCGGGCUGGCACUUCAAAUUUUAGUUUUUAAAACUUUUUUUAAUUUAAACACAUUUUUAAUAUCCAUAAAGGCUAUCAUUAAGAAACUGUAAUGUGAAUCAAUGUUUGCAGUUUUCAUCAUGAAGUAAUCAAGUGAGAUGCAAACGAUGGGGGAAGUUAUAAGGAAGCACCUGGCUGCCUGCUGUUUCUUCAUCACUCGGACCGAUGCUUCAUGCUGGUCAAUCGUAGACGCUGCCGCUCUCUAAUAAUGGUGCCGUUUUUUCACUGAAGGAACGCAAGAGACCCGAUAUCGUUAUAUUUAAUGUGGCAAAGGAAAUUAUUGUUGUCUUUAAAGAGAUGGUUGGUGGCCAUCUGCGCUUGUGAUUGCAAACCGGGAGACCCUAAUACAUUUCCCGAGGCAAAAUGCCACGAAGAUUACAACUCGCACUAAAACUGUACCUAGAGAAUGCUGCAGCGUCUUUAGGUUUCCGUUUUGUUACCCCUUCAACUGCGGUGCGUGUGGACAGAGAGGCUUGCCCAUACUUCCCUGUGAUGCGUGAACGUCCAUGGGGCCUCGGAAGGGCUCGGGAAGGCAGUGCAUUGGAACGUCCGAUGUCGGUCAUUUUCACAAUGGAACAGCUGAGCCCGGCCAAACGUGUAGACAUGUUACACCGUGGUGUAAAGUGUAACUUAAUACAUUGUAAAAUAAAAACACGAAUCGUA
This is a messenger RNA of Lethenteron reissneri (Far Eastern brook lamprey), 2801 nucleotides long. RefSeq names its product elongin A (gene ELOA). Gene Ontology annotation, biological process: transcription elongation by RNA polymerase II. The record is from RefSeq and is a predicted model, not a curated record. Gene Ontology annotation, cellular component: nucleus; elongin complex. NCBI's taxonomy places the organism in Eukaryota, Metazoa, Chordata, Hyperoartia, Petromyzontiformes, Petromyzontidae.